GUGCACAAUGAGAUUGCACGUGAAGUACUUGUUGAUCAUUCAAAUUUUUUUCGUCAUAGUCUUAUUAUUUCUACUACAUAAUGGCAACAAGCGACUUCUUGUGCCUUUUAAUGACCCUUUUUACAACAUACAACAAAGAGAAUACCACGUGACAACAUCAUUUCCAGAUACCCGUAUGUCCUACCAACUUGCUUUGAAAACAUCACCAAUCCUAUCAAACUUAAACGUCACAAAGGACGAGACCUUAAUGUUUUGGUCAAAAUCCAACACCUCCUUCUGUAAUAACAGCUUUACCGGUUUCGCCCAUCUGUUCGCCAUACUGAAAGGAGUUCUUCUGGAUCCUUCCUUCAGCGCGGGGCCACAAGGAGGGGAGAGAAUAGAAAGCGUUCUCAACCAACCGGAAGAGAAAGAGUUCCUAACUCUAAAACCAGGAUAUUUUCAAAUCCGUUGUGACAACAUUACUGGAGAUAUGAAGUACAAGUUUCAACAUGGCGACCAUCUUGUAAAAUGGAUGGCAGCUCUGAAACCGGUUUCAAAGAUGCCCGCGCAUCAGGAAAUUGACAAAAUCACCAUAGCAGUAACUCGAUACGAGUAUGCUAAUGUUUAUCAUACGAUGACCGACUGGUACAAUGCCUUUCUAAUGCUUCUGUUUUUAAAUGUUAAAAGUUUCACUGCUAACAUCUUGUUUAUUGAUAGUCAUCCCCAAGGUGGGCUUGAUUCUAUCUGGACCACUUUGUUUGGAGGAUAUGUGCGCGCUGGUCAACUGACGAAGCCUCAGUAUUUCAAGACUCUGAUUUGGAAUAUCCAAGGGUACAAAAGUCCCAUGUUUCGACAUAACUUGCCAUCAAUACCGCAUAUUGAAAUCUUUAGGCUAUUCUUUCUCGCGAAACAUAACGUACAGGUUACCAAACGGUUGAAUUGUGAAAAACUGCAUAUAACUUUUCUUUGGCGACGCGAUUAUGUAGCGCAUCCACGAAAUCCCAGAGGUAUUAUAAGCCGGAAGGUUAAAAACGAAAAAGAACUAGAAGACUCGGUACACAAGUUAUAUCCAAACAAUUGUAUCGUCAGCCUGCGGACAGAGAAUAUGAGUAUGCAUGACCAACUUGGGGUCAUUGCAAAGACUGACAUUUUAGUAGGCAUGCACGGUGCAGGGUUAACACUGUCGCUGUUCCUCCCCAAAAACGCAGGACUCAUAGAGUUGUACCCAAAAUACUGGUCUGUUGACAACGUCCACUUUAAGGCAAUCGCUAGGUGGCGAAACCUACAGUACACACAGUGGCAAAACAUGGACAAUAAGAUGGAGUUCCCCGAUUACUUCACUUAUAUCCCUCCGUCUGUCAUUCAAAACCUACUGUCCAAUAUCAUUGGUUUAAUGUGUAAACCUUAUAAAGACAAGGAAAGGUGA
This is a messenger RNA of Magallana angulata, 1405 nucleotides long. RefSeq lists its product as uncharacterized. NCBI's taxonomy places the organism in Eukaryota, Metazoa, Mollusca, Bivalvia, Ostreida, Ostreidae. The record is from RefSeq and is a predicted model, not a curated record. Gene Ontology annotation, molecular function: glycosyltransferase activity. The coding region runs from base 8 to 1405 and encodes 465 amino acids. The transcript has a single exon.